Molecule: messenger RNA, 8976 nt
Organism: Hemicordylus capensis (graceful crag lizard)
Lineage: Eukaryota; Metazoa; Chordata; Lepidosauria; Squamata; Cordylidae
Gene: PTPN13
Product: protein tyrosine phosphatase non-receptor type 13
Exons: 47
Coding region: 632-8071 (2479 amino acids)
Biological process (GO): peptidyl-tyrosine dephosphorylation
Cellular component (GO): cytoskeleton; nucleus; cytoplasm
Molecular function (GO): protein tyrosine phosphatase activity; phosphatidylinositol 3-kinase regulatory subunit binding
Source: RefSeq, a predicted model, not a curated record
GCGGGGCUGCCGAGGGAGAAGGGGCGGCCGGGAUCCCGACGAGCCUGUCUGUGUCAGCAGCUUCCCUGCUGCCAGAGAGGGGCGUGAGCGCCUGAGGAGUGGCGCGCGAGGGAGGCUGCGCGGCUGGUUACAAUGGUUACAGCCCUGAAGAGGUAGCCUUAGAGACGCGCACCGCAGCAGGCACCCUCCCGGGCGGGAGCCGCCGCCGCCUGGGCUGAGAGCGGGAGGGCAGAGAAGCCGAGCGCCCGAGCCUGCCUGGCUGGCAUCCUCUGGGGCACCACCUCUUGGACUGCAGCAGGGUCGCCGCCGCCGCCGCCGCCGGGAUUCCAAGCAGGAGAGCCUUGGGCAGGGAGGCUUUGCGUGCCGGGAGCAGCGUCCGUCCUCCAAACAAAAAAGGCUGCGGCGAGGACGAGGCGGGCGAGGGGAGAUUCCAGGCUUGCUCGCGGGUCGCCGGGAGGAGAUGCUGCCGCGCCUGCCCUGCAGCCCCCUCUCCUCCUCCCCCUCCUCCUCCCCGGGCGCUUCUGCACAUUCCAGUUAGCACCGUUGUUGUAGGGGAGGGAAGAGAAGAGACCCCCCCCUCCCCUUCCCAGGACUCCAGGAUCGAGGCUUGGUUGCUGAAGCGGCGGAUAACAUGCAUGUAUCACUAGCUGAAGCCCUGGAGGUUCGGGGAGGACCACUGCACGAAGAAGAAAUAUGGGCUGUAUUGAAUCAAAGUGCCGAAAGCCUUCAAGAACUGUUCCGAAAAGCUGAUCCCACUGCUCUGGGCUUCAUCAUUUCUCCGUGGUCUCUGCUUCUCCUUCCAUCUGGCAGUGUAUCAUUUACCGAUGAAAAUGUUUCCAAUCAAGACCUGCGAGCAUUCACAGCACCAGAAGUUCUGCAAAAUCAGUCACUGUCGUCUCUCUCUGAUGUUGAAAAGAUUCAUAUUUAUUCUCUUGGGAUGACACUGUACUGGGGAGCUGAUUAUGAUGUUCCGCAAAGCCAACCUAUCAAACUUGGGGAUCACUUAAACAGCAUACUGCUUGGCAUGUGUGAAGACGUUGUUUAUGCCCGCGUGUCCGUUCGGACGGUCCUGGAUGCUUGCAGUGCUCACAUAAGGAACAGUAACUGUGCACCUUCCUUCUCGUACGUGAAGCAGUUGGUUAAACUGGUUCUGGGAAGCUUGUCUGGGGUGGAUCAGCUUCCCUGCGUUGGGGACACAAAACUGCAGACUGACAGGAGCCAGGCUAUCCGGGAGAGGCUGAGAGGAAAAGGACUUCCUACAGGAAGAAGUUUAAUGACUGAUGCUGCAGAAGUUCAGAAGGCUGAAGUCUCUCAACAGGCCAUGCUUAACAAAGGGCUUAGCAAGUCUAUGGGGUUCUUGUCUAUCAGAGACUCACAAGGUGAAGAAGAAUUUUGCCAUGGUAUUUCCUCUGAAUACAACCCUGGCCAUGAAGAUGCCACAGAUACUUGCUGCCCUUACCGAUGUAGAGCUGUUGACUUGGAAAGGAAAGGUCCUCCUGGAGCCAACUCCGGCCCCAAACGAAAAGUUUGGGCUUCCUCUUCAGAUUUGCUAAGCUCAUCUGACAAAUUGCCUGAGAGAGACCAUGGUGGGGAAUCUCGCAGGCAGAAACAUCACGCGGGGACCGUUUCGGUACGGACUUCGACAGCUGCCAGAAACAAGGAGGGAAGAUAUUCCGACGGGAGCAUAGCUCUUGAUAUAUUUGGCCCUCAGAAACUAGAUCAGGUGCGCCAUGUGCCAGAGACCUCGACAUCUGCAGCCUUAUCAAGUGCCCUUGACAGGAUCAAAGAGAGACAGAAGAAGCUGCAGUUGUUGAGGGAAGCCAUGAAUGUAGAAGAACAUGUACGGAGAUAUAAAUCUUACCACAGUGACAUAUACAGCACAGACAGUGAAAGCCCAUCAUUCAUUUCCUCUGAGGCAGAUUUUAGACAAGUGAGGAGAAUUGAAGCACUGAGAGACGACUCCAGUGGUCCUUCCCUAGGAACAGAUGAUGAUGCUUCAUCCGGUCGAAUCCAGGGACAAAGGUCAAGCCGUCGACAAUAUGAAACACCACUUGAAGGCAACCUGAUAAGCCAAGAAGUCAUGUUGAAGCGCCAAGAAGAGGAGAUGAUGCAGCUGCAAGCAAAAAUAGCCCUCCGGCAGUCUCGACUAAGCCUCUAUCCCGGAGACAUUGUGAGGUCACCUGUACUUGAUAUGACGAGGGAUCCCCUGAGAGAAAUUGCACUGGAAACAGCCAUGACCCAAAGGAAACUAAGGAAUUUCUUUGGCCCUGAAUUUGUGAAAACAACCAUAGAGCCAUUCACCUCCCUGGACCUGCCAAAGUCAAUUUUGAACAAGAAGGGGAGGAAUGAAGACAAUCGUCGGAAAGUAAAUGUCAUACUUCUAAAUGGGCAGAGGCUGGAGCUGACCUGUGAUACCAAGACUGUCUGCAAAGAUGUGUUUGAUAUGGUAGUGGCCCAUAUUGGUUUAGUGGAACAUCAUUUGUUUGGCUUGGCUGUCUUAAAAGAAAACGAAUUUUUCUUCAUUGACCCCGAGUUAAAACUAACUAAAGUUGCUCCCGAAGGGUGGAAAGAGGAGCCGAAGAAAAAGAGCAAAAAUGCAAUUAAUUUCACCUUGUUCUUCCGUAUUAAAUUCUUUGUGGAUGAUAUUAGCUUGAUCCAGCAUACUUUGACAUGUCAUCAGUAUUACCUGCAGUUAAGGAAAGAUCUCCUGGAGGAGAAGAUGCAUUGUGACGAUGAGACAGCCUUAUUGCUAGCCUCACUGGCCCUCCAGGCAGAAUAUGGAGAUUACCAGGCUGAAGUGCAUGGCCUAUCCUAUUUCAGACUGGAGCACUACUUGCCAGCUAGAGUGAUGGAAAACCUGGACCUAUCUAAUGUCAAAGAAGAAUUGCCAAAGCUGCAUAGCUCUUACGUUGGUGCUUCCGAGAAAGAAGCAGAACUGGAAUUUCUUAAGAUUUGCCAAAGGUUGACAGAAUAUGGUGUUCAUUUUCAUCGUGUGUUGCCAGAGAAGAAAUCUCAGACUGGAAUCUUGUUGGGAGUUUGCCCUAAAGGAGUUCUCAUUUUUGAGGUUCACAACGGUAUCCGUACGCCUGUCCUUCGUUUCCCAUGGAGGGAAACAAAGAAAAUAUCCUUUAGUAAGAGAAAGAUAACUCUGCAGAACACAUCUGAUGGUAUAAAGCAUGCAUUCCAAACAGACACGAGCAAGACAUGCCAGUACUUGCUGCAGCUCUGCUCUUCACAGCAUAAAUUCCAGCUCCAGAUGAGAGCCAGGCAGAGCAACCAGGAUGCUCAGGAAAUUGAGAGAGCAUCUUUUAGGAGCCUCAAUCUCCACACGGAUUCUGUUAAAAGUUUUAACAUGGGACGUGCCAUCAGCACAGGCAGCCUGGCUAGCAGUACAUUGAACAGGCUUGCCGUCCGUCCAUUGUCGGUGCAAGCAGAAAUUCUCAAGAGGCUCUCCUACUCUGAGCUGUCCCUCUUCCAGCCAGCCCAAAGUUGCUCCAGAGACAAGAAUGAGAAGCUAUCGUGGGAGGAAAAGCCCAGAGUCAUGAGCAAAUCCUUUCAUGACCUCACCCAGAGUCAGGUGUCCGUUAGCCCACUUCGGAAAAACAUUAUUGCACCCAUGGACUCUUCUUCUUCACAAAAAAUGGAGGAGCUGAUGGGGAAAAUCUUCCAGCAGAUGCCCAAAUCAGAUACUGAAUCAGUGGUUGGAGGAGCAAAAUUAAACAAUUCACGCUCUCAUGCAGGUUUACAUGCCAGCCUAGAAAGGAGGAAAAAUGAAUCAGACUCCUCAUCCACAGAAGAUACUGGCCAAGCCUAUGUUGUAGAUGUUCUCCAAACAAAGCAGAACACACUGUCGCUGCCAGAGAGGGAGAUCAGCUUGGUAAACCUGAAAAAAGAUGAAAAGUAUGGCUUAGGGUUUCAAAUCACAGGUGGGGAGAAGACUGGAAAACUUGAUCUUGGGAUUUUUAUCCUCUCAGUAACUCCUGGAGGACCAGCAGAUUUGCAGGGGUCAUUAAAACCAGGAGACCGCCUGAUAUCGGUGAACAGCGUGAGCUUGGAAGGGGUCAGUCAUCACACAGCGUUGGACAUUAUGGAGAGUGCUCCAGAAGAAGUGACCCUUGUCAUCUCACAGCCAAAGGAGAGGCCUGCCAAAGUGCCAUCAAAUCACCUCAGUGGGACUAAAGGGUAUUUGAAGAGGCCUUCAGUGACACAGGACAAUGAGGCAGAGUCCUCUUCAGAGGAACAUAACAGGCCUCCAGACGACCAGAGGCCCAACUCCGAGAGCUCCCCAGGCCUUUGCUCGGGUAAACGGGACGGAAGCCUGAGCUCCCAGGAUUCCAGGACGGAGAGUGCCAGCCUAUCCCAGAGCCAAACAAAUGGCGUCUUUGGCAACCAUAUCAGUGACAGGGGACAGCAGGAGCUGCAGCAUCACCGUGAUUCCCCGCUUCUCCUUUCCAAAUGCAACGAGAAAAACAGAAACAAGCCCAGCAAGUCUACAGAGACAAACCCGGCAAAGGCAAAAAGGCCGGGGAUGGCGGAGGCCGUUGAGUAUUCUGACCGCGGGGAUUCUGACAUGGACGAAGCCACUUACUCCACCAGCCAGGAACAAGCUACAGCUAAGAAGGAGUCUUCCUUCACGAAUUUGGCAAACUCAAUGAAUUCUAAAAAGCUUUCUACACCACCUCUUAAACCAGGAGAUAUCUUUGAGGUUGAACUGGCCAAAAAUGAUAACGGCUUGGGAAUAAGUGUCACGGUACUGUUUGACAAGGGUGGUGUGAACACCAGUGUGAGACAUGGAGGCCUUUAUGUGAAGGCUGUUAUUCCUAAGGGAGCAGCAGAAGCUGAUGGGAGGAUUCAAAAAGGUGAUCGUGUACUCUCUGUCAAUGGGGUUACUUUGGAAGGUGCUACACAUAAACAAGCUGUAGAAAUCCUGAGGAAUACUGGCCAGGAGGUUCACCUAGUGUUAGAAAAGGGGCAGCUUCCAGCAGUCAAAGUCCAUGCUCCAGUUACACCACAGUGUACGCCUCCAAUCCAGCCUGGCCAAAGUACAGACCGGCCUCUGAAGAAAACGUCAAGUGCCAGAGACUACAACUUUGUCACUGAUGAAAACAUGUUUGAGGUGAAGCUAGUGAAAAACAGUUCAGGCCUGGGCUUCAGUUUCUGCCGAGAGGACAGUGUUUCUCCAGAACAGCCGGGUUCCAGCAUAGUCAGGGUUAAAAAGCUUUUCCCUGGGCAACCUGCUGCAGAGAGUGGUCAGAUCGAGGUUGGGGAUGUCAUCCUGAAAGUGAAUGGUGCUUCCUUAAAAGGACUGUCCCAACAGGAAGUCAUCUCCGCUCUCAGGGGAACCUCCCCGGAAGUCACCCUCCUCCUCUGCAGGCCGCUCCCCGGAAUUCUCCCCGAAAUUGAUCCUGCUUUAUUGACUCCAAUCCAUUCCCCACCCCAAGUUUUUCCUGAUGUCAGCAAAGGAAACCCUCAGCCGUCCAGCGGAGAGCCAGAUGACAGCUCCGAUGAAAACGAUGCCACAGACAAGAGCAAGAAGCGGAUCAAGUCCCCCUCUAGGAGGGACAGCUACAGCGACAGCAGUGGGAGCGGAGGGGAGGAGCUUGUUGCAAACGCUGCCCAGAUUACGAGUGCGAAGUGGGGCUCUGCUCUGUACCAAGGGCCAGGCCAAUUGGCAGCCCGGGCACCCAGUCCUUAUGAAAUGCCCUGCAGUCAAGAGGAAGCCAUUCGCACAAUCUGUUACUCCCUCCGUGACUCAUCUCGGAAACCAGAACUAGAAGACAGCAACCCGCCAUCUCCUCCACUGUUGGAUUUGCCGCCCGUGCCCACCUGUAGAACCAUCCUACCGAGUUCAACAGAUGACAACUACAACUGUUCCGUCUCGGAGCUCACAGUAUCACCAGCAGGGCUGGUGUCACUUUUCAACCAACUUGAAAAAAACACUGACGAAUAUGAGCCAGAGGUGGAGCUCCAUGUUAUCCUCACGAAAUCAGAAAAGGGUAGCCUUGGCUUCACAGUGACCAAAGGCAAUGACAACAUUGGCUGCUACAUCCAUGACGUCAUUCAGGACCCUGCCAAAAGCGAUGGGAGACUGCGACCUGGAGACCGCCUCAUCAAGGUUAAUGACACAGACGUCACAAACAUGAGCCACACAGAUGCUGUCAGUUUUCUCCGAGCAGCCCCAAAGACAGUCAAGCUUGUGCUUGGACGUGUUCUGGAGCUACCCAAGAUACCCAUCCUGCCACAUCUGCUGCCUGAUAUUAGCCUAAUGUGCCAAAAGGAAGAACUGGGCAUCUCCCUCUCUGGUGGUCACGACAGCCUUUAUCAGGUGACAUAUAUUAGUGAUAUCAGUCCAAAGUCCUCUGCGGCCAUGGAGGGAUCCCUCCGUCCCUUGGACAUCAUCCAUUACAUUAAUGGGAUCAGCACUCAGGGAAUGACUCUGAAAGAAGCUAAGAAGGCACUGGAGAUGUCGCUUCCAACGGUGGUACUGAAAGCAACAAGAGAUGGUCAUCCAGUGUUUCUGAGGGUGAAAGGCCCAGCUAAUUCAAGUCCAAGGCCAAUCAAACAAAACGGCCAUCUCCAUGGAGAAUCCUGUGGCAAAGCAGAAAUAGGGCCUGAUCUGUACACACCCAAGGUGAACGGUGAACUGAACAGCAGCCACCAGAUGAAAGGGCCUGGGAAUGUCACCAUAUCUAAAGAAACAGCCCCCAGUAAUGCUACAAGUCAGGCCUUAGAGUUUUCUAGCUACAACAAUAAUUCAGCAGAUGUACAAGAUGACGACUCUUAUGAUGAGGAUGAUCACAACGAAGUCAUUCAGUACCUUUUGGACGUUGUCGAUGAAGAAGCCCAGAACUUGUUAAACCGCAGUAAUGCCACAUCUGGGAACCAUCUGCCAGAGACAAAUGGCAAGCUUGCAGAAGAAAAAUCCGAGGACACAGAUUGUGAUGGAUCCUCAUUGCCUGAAGAUUUUCCAGAGCCACCACAGUUAAAUGGCUGCGAAGAACACUGUCAUGACAAGGGGAUGACUGAAAGAUUACCUCAACGGCCUCUGAUGGAACAGGGUGAGGAUGAUGAGAUUACUUGGGGAAGCGAUGAGUUGCCAAUCGAAUCAAUAAACCAGAAGAAGCCUCUUAAAGAUUGCCCUUUAGUCACAAACGAAGAGCUUGCUGCACUUCCAAUUGUCCGAGUGCUUCCUUCUGGCAAAUAUACUGGGUCCAAGUUGAAGUCAACUAUUCGGAUGCUGCGGGGACUUUUGGAACAAGGAGUCCCUUCGAAGGAGAUUGAGAAUCUUCAAAACUUAAAACCUUUGGAUCAGUGUUUGGUGGGCCAAACAAAGGAAAACAGGAAGAAGAACAGAUAUAAGAACAUACUGCCCUAUGACACCACGAGAGUGCCUCUGGGGGCCGAAGGGGGCUACAUCAAUGCCAGCUUCAUCCGAAUGCAAGUGGGGAGUAAGGAAUAUGUUUAUGUUGCAUGCCAAGGACCCCUCCCAACCACUGUGGCGGACUUCUGGCAGAUGACUUGGGAACAAAACUGCACUGUCAUUGCCAUGAUGACACAGGAGGUAGAAGGAGAAAAGGUCAAAUGCCAGCGGUAUUGGCCCGACGUCCUUGGCAAAACCACUAUGGUCGAUGAUAGGCUCCGGCUUGCUCUUGUGAGGCUGCAGCAGCUGAAAGGCUUUGUCAUUAGAGUCAUGGAGCUGGAGGAUAUUCAAACUGGUGAACUCCGUCGUAUUUCCCAUUUGAACUUUACUGCCUGGCCAGAUCACGACACACCCUCUCAGCCAGAUGAUUUGCUCACGUUUAUAUCCUACAUGAGGCACAUCCACAAAUCGGGACCAAUCAUCACGCACUGCAGUGCAGGCAUUGGACGAUCAGGGACGCUUAUUUGCAUAGAUGUGGUCUUGGGACUAAUCAGCCAAGAUCUUGAGUUCGACAUCUCUGACGUGGUGCGCACCAUGCGCCUGCAAAGGCAUGGAAUGGUGCAGACUGAGGACCAGUACAUUUUCUGCUAUCAAGUUAUCCUGUACGUCCUAAAACGUCUUCAAGUAGAAGAACAGCAAAGAAGCAACUAAAACAUUAAAGCUGAAUAUGCUAUGGGUGGGGGGUGAGAUGAGAAAAGAAAUACAAUUUGGGCAUAUCUACACUAUAGAAUUCAGCUGGCAUAGCAUUGCUUCCGUCCCUCCAGAGAAUUGUGCUUCUGUGAUGGGGCUAGGAAAUUCUGUUAAGGAAAUUCUCAGAACUCUAAUCAAACUACAGUUCCCAGGAUUCUUUGGAGGAAGCCAUGACCAUUAUGCUGGUAUCAAGCCAAUAGAAGUUUCUAGAGUGGAUGUGCCCAUAGUGCACUCUGCCAAUGUGAUGAUUGUCCAGCAUCAAGUACCACUAGCACCCCCAUCCUCUACAUGGUUGGGGCCCUGUAUACCAUUUAAAAAUAUUAGAGUCUGCUGCAUUCCCCAUCCCCACCCCCACCCCCCGUGGCUUUUUCAAACUAUGACAAGCAAUUUUUUUUUAAAACCACUUUCUUUUUCUUUCUUUUUUUAAAAAAACGAAUUCCUCCUGCAGUUUGUAUUCCCCUCCCCACCAGCUGCUUUAUAGUACGUUUCUGAUGCUGGAGUGGGGUGGGUGGGAAACAAAAACAGUAUUUUAUCCUGGUGGACUUUCUUACAGGGAUAUUUUUAUUAGUCUAUUUUUCAAGUUUGUUCAUAGCAGAGCUGACUUUUCCCAGCAUUUUUAAUGCAGUAGAGCUUUUUAUAGAAAAUACUUGAAUUCAGUAUUUAAGCUUUACCAAGCAUCUUAUUAGCAUAGGAAGAAAUAGCCGACGUUUACUGUAAGUACUACAGGUUAUGAUGUUUACUUUAUAGAAUCUUGUGUAUAUAUUUAUAUACUUUUACAAAAAAAAAAAAGUUGAAUUAUUGGGUGUCUACGCUUAUAACUGCUGAGGCAUCUCCACUGUGUAAAUAAAGUACACUUUUAAAACAUG